AUUGUAAUAAUGAAUAUAGAUUUUAAGUGGUUUCGCACUUAAAUGUUCCGCCGAGUUUGUUUUUAACAUUGGUCAUGUGACGAUUGACUGGUUGAGUCACAUGAACAAGCGCACCCCUUCAGCUCAUUGACAGAAAUGGCUACCACGGAAGUGGAGCGUAGACGAGGUCAGCUCGCUGCUCUGUCCAUAGCAGCGGUGGUCAUCAUCGUGGGAGUCCCACUGUGGUGGCGAACAACUGAAACGUACCGUGCCUGGUUGCCUGUCAGUCAGAUAAAAGAACUGGCAAAGCUGCAGCUACAGUUGAGUGCAGAUGUGGAGGUCGUGUUUGCACGUGGCACUGUGACACCGGAACAGCAGAAGAAGGUUCCACUGACACAGACCCAGGAAGAGGAGCGCGCAAUAGAUGAGGACACAGCUUUAAGGUACAGGUAUGAGACAAGGUACCGCACAGCUACAAUCAUGGAGGAGGACGCCCUGAACCAGCCCUCUGCUGCAGAGGCAGAUUUAUCUCUGCACACGCUCAGUGAGAGUCCGUGUGGUUCUUUGGUUGUAUAUGUGAUCCCGGAGUCUUCUUCACUGCUGCCUGAGGAUGUGAAUGUGUAUAUCGGUCAGCGACGGACAGCCCUGCUGCGUAUUGGGCCCCAGAUGAGAGUAGGCAAGACACUAGAGCAGCUGCUGGCUCACCUGGAGCCUCGUAUCAAGCAGGUGCUGCAGGUGAUGUCUUUCAGCCACAACGACAUCACCGCUGCCCUCAGCGACAGAGUCCGUUUCAGUCCUGACAACAAAGAGAGCAUCGCUGACAGUAUGAGAGCCUUCAAAUCCAGCCCAGGUUAUGAGAUAACAUUCAGCCUGUUGAACCCUGAUCCAAAGUCACACCGAUUACACUGGGACAUAGAGGGUGCCGUGCAGACUUACAUCCAACCUUUGCUCACAAAAUUGUCCCCCGUGGCCAACUUUAGCAUCGACUCUCAGACAUUGUACUAUACCAUGCUCGGUGUCAACCCACGCUUUGAUACCAGCCGCAGCGCCUAUACGCUCAACGCUGACAGCCUUGCACAUGUCAUCAACCCGGUGGAGGCUAGACUUGGCUCCAACGCUGCAUCUUCCAACCCAGUCCUGAAUUUUCUGCUGUAUGUCCCAGAUGCCCAGCAUUCACCCCUUUACAUCCAGGGCCGCAAAAAGCAAGAGGUGCCUUCCAAUGCGUUUCACUCUCCACGAUGGGGUGGAAUUAUGGUUUAUAAUGUAAAUGGUUUCUAUGGAUCAGAGCCUGAGUUCCCUGUUGACAUCAACAUUGACAUGGCUAAAGUCAUGGGAGUGUUCCUCGCACAGUUACGACUGCUGCUAGGUGUGCAGUCAUCAACACCUCCUCCUGGCUUCCUGGUCGCACGGUGUGGCAGCACAGGACUCGCUGACUGGGAGCUGGACCGCCUCAUGUGGAGCCGUAGUGUGGAAAAUGUUGCAACAGCAACCACGACCAUCACCUCUCUGGCGCAGCUGCUGGACCAGAUAGGCAACAUUGUUAUCAAUGACAACAUUGCCCAGCAGGUGUCCAGUGCUGUUACAUCUCUGCAGCUGGCCGUGGCAGAGCUGGAGGCCGGGAACCUCGGCUUUGCUCUUCAGUACAGUAAAGAGGCCAUUUUGGCAUCAGAGAAGGCAUUCUUUGACCCCUCACUCCUCCACCUCCUUUACUUUCCUGAUGAUCAGAAGUUUGCUAUCUACAUACCCCUCUUCCUGCCCAUGUGUGUGCCCAUCCUGCUAUCUCUGCUCAAAAUAGUGUCUGAGGCGAGACAGAGACGCAGAGAGAAGCAAGCCAAGAAGGACUGAGACAUUUGAGGAGAUGUGAUGAACACGAGGUCUAAACAAAAAGCCUGUCAUGAAGAAUUUUUCUUUUUUUUUGUUGGUGGCCUUGACAUUUAAGUGCAAAUAUGGCAUGAAAAAAGGCUCAUUUCGCAGUACUGAGGUUUGGGGUUUGCAAGUCAUUUGUGAAUGAUUUUAUUGUUUCACCUGAGGAUUUAUGUCUGUUUUAAGAUUUUAUUGAAUGGCUGCUGGGACUGUCUUACGCUGUACAGUUGAAAAUUUGAAUUGUAAAUGCGUACAAGUUUUAUAUUUCGAUUGUACUUUCUAUUUUAAGUUAUUAAGAAAUAAAAACUGAAGUUCUAACUAA
Messenger RNA from Amphiprion ocellaris (clown anemonefish), 2164 nucleotides. It is a transcript of the gene pigs, whose product is annotated as phosphatidylinositol glycan anchor biosynthesis, class S. Gene Ontology annotation, biological process: attachment of GPI anchor to protein. The coding region runs from base 136 to 1824 and encodes 562 amino acids. Gene Ontology annotation, cellular component: GPI-anchor transamidase complex. The record is from RefSeq and is a predicted model, not a curated record. The transcript has 12 exons. NCBI's taxonomy places the organism in Eukaryota, Metazoa, Chordata, Actinopteri, Pomacentridae.